Alexandromys fortis (reed vole) is the source of this 2622-nucleotide messenger RNA. RefSeq names its product barttin CLCNK type accessory subunit beta (gene Bsnd). The record is from RefSeq and is a predicted model, not a curated record. NCBI's taxonomy places the organism in Eukaryota, Metazoa, Chordata, Mammalia, Rodentia, Cricetidae. Gene Ontology annotation, cellular component: plasma membrane; basolateral plasma membrane. The transcript is spliced from 4 exons. Gene Ontology annotation, molecular function: chloride channel regulator activity. Gene Ontology annotation, biological process: chloride transport. Bases 200 to 1120 code for a protein of 306 amino acids.
UUGUCACCUCCUGCCCUGCAGAACUUCUGGGCCCAGGGCCGGGAGCUGGACCUGUGGGGACCAUUCCUUGAUUUGGGCUUUAUGCCUCAGUCUAUACAAGCAGCGUAUCAUCUGACCCUGAGCCUGCUAGACAUUCGCUUAGGAUUGUGGGCAGCCCUCAGCCAGGGAGCUGGUCAGCUAUCAGGGCUGGUUAGCCACCAUGACUGAGGAGAAGACCUUCCGAAUCGGCUUCAUCAUUCUGGGCCUUUUCCUGCUGUCCCUCGGCACGUUCCUUAUGAGCCACGAUCGACCCCAGGUCUACGGUACCUUCUACGCUAUGGGGAGCAUCAUGGUGAUUGGGGGCGUCAUCUGGAGCAUGUGCCAAUGCUAUCCUAAGAUCACCUUCGUGCCGGCAGACUCUGACCUUCUGUCCCCAAAGGCCCUGAGCCUGAUGGAGAACAGGCUUUUGGAGGUGAAAAGCCCCCAACCCCCCUAUGUCAGGCUGUGGGAAGAAGCCGCCUAUGACCAGAGCCUUCCAGACUUCACACACGUCCAGAUGAAGGUCCUGGGCUACAGUGAGGACCCUAGGCCCCUGCUGGCCACUGAGCUGAAGACGGGAGUUGGACAUGGUGGGGAAGGCGAGCCUCGUACUGCUCAGGCCUGGAUGGAGGCAGCAGUGGUCGUCCACAGGGGCUUGGAUGAGAAUGAGGGGGAAAGAUCUCGUGCCCAGAGCAGCCCUCCAACGUGUUCCCAAGGCUCUGCACCCUUGGCCUCAUUCCAAGAUGAGCUGGACAUGGGUUCCAGCGAAGGCAGCAGCCCUCACCCAUCCCCAUCCAACAGAGAUGAGCCACACCUACAGGUGUUCUGGGCCAGCAGGGGUCCACUGGAUCACUUUAGUGACUUUGCUCUCAUUGAUGACACCCCCACAUCAGAGGACAUGGUCCUGGAGGGGCAGGUGCGGGAGGCCGCUCUGUCCAGCAAGCAGCGGCAGUCCCUGAGGAUGAAGGAGAAGGAGAGUGUCCAUGCAAGUGCAGAGGAACCUGAGCAGGAGGAGGAAGACCUCUACUAUGGGUUACCAGACAGCCCUGGGGACCCCCUCCCCGACAAAGAGCUGGACUUCGAGCCCGAUGCCCAGGGCUGAGAUGAACGGCUUCCUGGGUCUAGCCUGGUGGCACGGCUCUCUUCAUGUGACCCCACCAAGCUUCAGUUUUCCACCUCCCAAAAUGGGACUGUAUGGAGGGUCAAGUGAGGCAAUGAGCUGAAGAAUCUUGGGAACUGAAAAGAACACACAUGGGGGCUACAAUCACACACCCCCCACACACACACAGUGAGCAGAUGCUUCCAGGUGUAGCUUGUUGUGCUGAUCUGGAGGAAAAGUGGGCUUUUCUGAGGUCCCGGGUUACAGACAGACCCUCGGAAGCCCUUUCCAUGUCCUAAUGCUGGCCUUUGAUUGGGCCCUUCUGUGGUGCUACCCAGGGCCCCUGCUCCUUCUUGGAGGCUGAUCAGGGCCCUGUGUCUAUUGAGGUUUGUUCCUUUGAUGUGAUGGGUAGUUUGACUCACCCCACUAGGAGCUGAUGAGGUCUCCUGGCUCAGUUUCAUUAGCAGGUCCCCUGCUCUGGGUUCUGUGAUGCUCUGUGAUUGACCUCUGCUGACCUAACCUGACCUCUAGACCUAACCUGGUCCUGCCUGUUCCUGCAGCUGCCACUAUCCCAUGUCCAUGCUAUCUUCUUCCAUUGUGCUGGGGAAAUUCACUCAUUCCUAUCUCCUGGCCUAAGUGUCCUUCUUCCAGCUUUCCUGACGUUCCGACUCCAAGAUGAGAAUGUUCUCUCUGGGGCUUGGGUAUCAGUUUCUGUGGCCCGUUGUUUGCCAUGGCCCUGGGACAACUUCUUGGCCUCAUUGACCAUAGUUCCCAGGGGAUGCUGAGCAGGUGCAGAUCUCAGCAGGUCUGGGAAGCUUUGCAGAUAAUGUCACCCUCCCCAGUUUUGACAAGUAUGGCCUCUUAGUCUCUGGCCCUCACUUUUCUAAAGGCUUCUGUACAGUCACGAAAACCAGGCACAAAGUUGCCUGAAGAAUCCAGCAGCAGCUUGCAGAACACACUUGCACUGACUUACAGGGGGCAAAAUUCAGCUGCUGGAUUAAUUCCACUUGAUGCCUUUGGCAUUUCCUGAGCAUCUGUUAUAUGCCAGGCACUCACCUUGGAAAGAGACAUUGGUCCCAAAGGGUUCACAAUCUUGUGAGCUUGCUGACUUGUAAGUCAGAGCACAGAGCAGAAGCUGGGGUAGGAGCUGAGUCACCCCGGGAGAGCUGGCAAAGCCCUUUGCUCUUAGCCCAGGAUAGAGGAAACGACAGGGAGGCAGGUGCUGCUGCCUCCUCCAGCCAACUCCACACACUUAGAGCUGUUGUGAGGCAUCUAGGAGCAGGGGUCGGAUGAAGGUUGGAGAUCCCAGCCAAGGGAAAGAGAUACCGCUGGUACUGAGUGAGGACACACUGCGCCCCUCCUGCCUUCCGGGGCAUUGCUACCUCUUCAGUGAAAAUGCCUCCUCCAGGCACCUCCUCUCUGUUGAUGCGUCACAGACAAGGUGUCCCCGCUCAUGUCGCAGCCAUGGUGAGGUGAAAUGGAACAGGCUGCUGUGUACUGCUGGC